AUGUCUGGACACUUUUUCUUUACUUCUGAGUCUGUCGGUGAGGGUCACCCUGACAAAAUCUGCGAUCAGGUUUCUGAUGCCAUUUUGGACGCCUGCUUGACCGCAGACCCUCUUUCCAAGGUUGCCUGUGAAACUGCCUCUAAGACCGGUAUGAUCAUGGUGUUUGGUGAGAUCACCACCAAGGCCAACUUGGACUACCAAAAGAUCAUCAGAGAUACCAUUAAGCACAUUGGAUAUGAUGACUCCGACAAAGGUUUCGAUUAUAAGACAUGUAAUGUUCUGGUCGCUAUCGAGCAACAAUCUCCAGACAUUGCUCAAGGUUUGCACUAUGACAAGGCCUUGGAGGAGCUUGGAGCCGGUGACCAGGGUAUCAUGUUCGGUUACGCCACCGACGAGACGGACGAGAAGCUGCCAUUGACCAUCCUGCUGGCCCAUAAGCUGAACGCCGCUCUUGCUGACGCCAGAAGAUCCGGUGCUCUUCCAUGGUUGAGACCAGACACCAAGACCCAGGUCACUAUCGAAUACAAGCAUGACGGUGGCGCUGUUGUGCCGUUGAGAGUCGAUACCGUCGUUAUCUCAGCUCAGCACUCUGACGACAUUUCCACUGAGGACCUCAGAUCCGAGAUCAAGAAACACAUUGUUCACAAGGUCAUCCCUUCUCACCUGCUAGACGACAAGACCAUCUACCACAUUCAACCUUCUGGUAGAUUUGUCAUUGGUGGUCCUCACGGAGAUGCUGGUCUGACCGGUAGAAAGAUCAUUGUCGACACUUACGGAGGAUGGGGUGCCCACGGUGGUGGUGCCUUUUCUGGAAAGGACUUUUCGAAGGUCGACAGAUCUGCCGCCUACGCCGCCAGAUGGGUUGCCAAGUCUUUGGUCAACGCUGGUCUUGCCAGAAGAUGUCUGGUGCAAUUCUCGUACGCUAUCGGUGUGGCCGAGCCUCUUUCGAUCUACAUUGACACGUACGGAACCUCCAAGCUUUCCUCGGAGGAGCUGGUCGCCAUUGUGAACAAGAACUUCGACCUGAGACCAGGUGUCUUGGUCAAGGAGCUUGAUCUGGCUAGACCAAUCUACUUCAAGACUGCCUCGUACGGUCACUUCACUGACCAGUCCAACCCUUGGGAGCAACCUAAGAAACUGGUUUUAUAG
This is a messenger RNA of Ogataea polymorpha, 1149 nucleotides long. RefSeq lists its product as uncharacterized. Lineage: Eukaryota; Fungi; Ascomycota; Pichiomycetes; Pichiales; Pichiaceae. Gene Ontology annotation, molecular function: methionine adenosyltransferase activity; ATP binding. Bases 1 to 1149 code for a protein of 382 amino acids. The transcript has 2 exons. Gene Ontology annotation, cellular component: cytosol. Gene Ontology annotation, biological process: S-adenosylmethionine biosynthetic process. The record is from RefSeq and is a predicted model, not a curated record.